AUGAAUGGUUUUCCCUGGCUUUUAUUUAAACAGUGCUUGGUGUACCCUGCUGUUAAACCAGCUACUCUUGGCAGAGUUCCCCCAAUUCUGCAAAGAAUUAAUCCAAGCCUGGGGACAAGUUCUUCUGGGAAGCCUCAAUUCACCAAGUGCCGUUCACCUGAACUGGAGACAUUUUCAUGUUACUGGACAGAAGGAGAUUAUCAUGACUUAAAGAUCCCAGGAUCUAUACAGCUAUUCUAUGCUAGAAGAAUUGCUCAUGAAUGGAACCAGGAAUGGAAAGAGUGCCCUGACUAUGUCUCUGCUGGAGAAAACAGCUGUUACUUCAACUCAUCGUAUACCUCCAUUUGGAUACCCUACUGUAUCAAACUAACUACAAAUGGUGACUUGUUGGACCAAAAGUGUUUCACUGUUGAUGAAAUAGUGCAACCUGAUCCACCCAUUGGCCUCAACUGGACUUUACUAAACAUCAGUUUGACGGGGAUUCAUGGAGACAUCCAAGUGAGAUGGCAACCACCACCCAGCGCAGAUAUUCGGAAGGGAUGGAUAAUUCUGGAGUAUGAAGUUCAGUUCAAAGAAAUAAAUGAAACUAAGUGGAAAGUGACGGGUCCUUUAUGGUCAACAUCAGUCCCACUGUACUCGUUGAGACUGGAAAAAGAAUAUGAAGUGCGUGUGAGAUCCAGACAACGGAACUUUGAAAAGUUCAGCGACUUCAGCGAGGUGCUCUACAUAACAUUUCCUCAGAUGAGUGCAUUGACAUGCGAAGAAGAUUUCCAGUUUCCAUGGUUCUUAAUUAUUAUCUUUGGAAUAUUUGGAGUAGCGGUGAUGUUAUUUGUAGUGAUUUUUUCAAAACAGCAAAGGAUUAAGAUGCUGAUUUUGCCCCCAGUCCCUGUUCCAAAGAUUAAAGGAAUUGAUCCAGAUCUUCUCAAGGAAGGAAAAUUGGAGGAGGUGAACACCAUCUUAGGCAUUCAUGAUAACUACAAAUCUGACUUCUACAAUGAUGACUCCUGGGUUGAGUUUAUUGAGCUAGAUAUUGAUGAUGCAGAUGAAAAGACUGAAGGGUCAGACACAGACAGACUUCUAAGCAAUGCCCGUGAGAAAUCGCUCAGUAUCCUUGGAGCCAAGGAUGAUGAUUCUGGACGUACCAGCUGCUAUGACCCUGACAUUUUGGACACCGACUUCCACACCAGUGACAUGUGUGAUGGUACCUCAGAGUUUGCUCAGCCACAGAAGUUAAAAGAGGAACCCGAUCUCUUGUGCCUUGACCAGAAGAAUCUAAAGAAUUCGCCUUAUGGUGCUUCCCUCGGCUCUCUGCACCCCUGCAUUGCCCUAACGGCGGAAGAUAAACCACAGCCGCUUCCGAGUAGUGAAAUUGAGUCAACCCACCAACCUGUCUCUACACAGAUAAGCAGUCCCGCUUCGCUGGCAAACAUCGACUUUUAUGCCCAAGUAAGCGACAUUACACCAGCAGGCAGUGUAGUCCUUUCCCCAGGCCAAAAGAUUAAGGCAGGGCUAGCCCAGUGCAACACACAGCCACAGCCGGAGGUGGCUGCACCCUGCCAAGAAAAUAACAGCAUGAACAGUGCCUACUUCUGUGAGUCAGAUGCCAAAAAGUGCAUCGCUGUGGCCCCUCACUUGGAGGCCACAUCGUGUGUAAAACCAAGCUUUAACCAGGAGGACAUUUACAUCACCACAGAAAGCCUUACUACUGCCCGGAAGUCCGAGACAACAGAGCUUGCUCCGGAUGCUGAGAUGCCUGUCCCAGACUACACCACCGUCCACACUGUGCAGUCUCCACGGGGCCUUAUACUCAACGCAACUGCUUUGCGUUUGCCUGACAAAAAGAAGUUCCUCUCCUCGUGUGGCUACGUGAGCACAGACCAACUGAACAAAAUCAUGCAGUAGCCUUUCAUAUAUUUCAAUGGCAAAGAAAAGGCUGGGCAUGAAUGCCUAAACCAAAACCAUGUUUAAAAUCUGUGUUGGGAGAGUGUGAGGGUGAGUGUGGAUUCUAAAAUACCUUUUCCGGAAAUGUUGAAACAUUAUCAUAAAGCAGAAAAUCAAGAAUGCUUAACCAGAUAGAUUCCCAUUGUGAAUUAUAAAUAUUUUUGAAGAAUCGUCUCUAAGACUGCUUAGUGGCAGUGAUUGUCUGUAUUGUGGGUCUUAAUUUUGUGAUACUAAGCAUUAAAUAGCUGUUUUUCAUGUAUGUAAAUCAUGCUUUUUGGAAAAGCAAAACAAUCAGGUAGCUUUUGCAGUUCAGGAAAUUGAAUGCAGAUUAUUAUAGCACAGGCUAAUUUCUUUUUCUCUUUUAAAUAACUGGGAACUAAAAUUCUAGGCGAGAAAGUAAGGCUAGUUUGGAUAUGUAAAACAUUUAUUUUGACAUAAAAUUGAUAAAGAUAUUUUUAGUAAUUUACACUUUAAGCAUGGCUGUUUUAUAAUAUACUACACACGCAUUGUAGUUCACAAUGAUCCAUCCAAGGAUGUAGCAACUACAGUGUAAAGAGGGUUUAAUGCUUUGGUCAAUGAACCUAAAGAAAGCCAACAAGUUAGAUUUUUUUACAAAGCCCUUUUUAUAACUCCUCAAAUUUCAUAACUCUACAAUGUCUAAUAACCUGCAUUAUUGGAACAAAGUCAUUUUAAAGGUUUAAAUAAAUAUUUUUAAUUUAUAAAAUUUAACAAUUUUUAUACAGAUCAACAUACCACACACCAAACAAUAACAGACAUGAUAUUAACAAAAGAAACCCUUUCUUCACCAAAUUUAAGUUCAAGCCACAGGGCUACACUCUAAGAGAAGUAGAAGUGAUGGUGGUGUUACUGGCUAGGAUGUGGAGGAGCUGUCAAAACACAUGGAGAGGGGUUUGGGGAGCCCGGGGAUUGGGAGAGGGAGACUCCCACACCCAUGCAGGACUGUCUCUUCAAACACAACUUGGUUUCUAUAGUCACCUAAGAAUUAAUACAUACAGAGAGAAACUCACCUGUUGAAGCACACUGGAUAAAGUUAACCAGGUAACAGAAUAGAAAGUUAAAGGCCUAGAUCUUUGUUUCACAGCCAGGCACAUACUUCUAAUUCAUGGCAAAAAGGGACAGAAUAAAUGAGUUUCCAGUCACAAAGGACAACUCAGUAUUUACACAAAUAGCAGAAGUUUUGUCAUCAAACCUCUCAUAAGAUAUAUUUUAAAUAGUAAGAAGAGAUUCAUCACUUCUUAUUUACCCCUAGGAAGAUUAGUCUCAGACAGGCAGAAAAACACCCAAUAUAAAAAUCGCUUUUUGAUUCCCAAAUAACAUACACAUAGUUCUUUGCGUUAGCCCCCUAAAAAGAUGUAUGAGAGAAAGAGGACUCUCAGCCCACUGAAGAAUACUUCUCAUUUUAAGUAUUUUUUUAAAAGCUUGAAACUUUAAAGUUUUAAUGGUAUUUACCAUUUUGCUCAGACAUCUGUGGGGAAAUAGGCUUAAUGUUUAGUGGUUUUAAAUUCUCCUUCACAAAGGAGAGACAGUGACAAUCUAGCAUUUGGUGUUUAAGGUUCACUGUGUUACUUUGUAAUAGAUUUUAAUAGAUUUUUCUGCUACUUUGCUGCUAUGGUUUCUCCAAUGGCUACAUGAUUUAGUUCAUAUGAAAUAUCAUCAACUUAGAAUCUAUUCAGCUUAAAGACAUGUGUUUUGAUGAACUAUCUUACCAUUUCACCAUAGGCUGACCAUGUUUCUAUAGCCAAAAAUAGCUAAAUACCUCAAUCAGUCCCAGAAUGUCAUUUUUGGUACUUUGCUGGCCACACAAGCCAUUAUUCACAGUAUGACUAGUUGUGUCCUGCAGUCUAUAUUUAACUUUCUUUUAUGUCUGUGGAUUUUUCCCUUCAAAGUUCAAUAAAUUUAUUUUCUUGGA
This is a messenger RNA of Cricetulus griseus (Chinese hamster), 3871 nucleotides long. The record is from RefSeq and is a predicted model, not a curated record. Lineage: Eukaryota; Metazoa; Chordata; Mammalia; Rodentia; Cricetidae.